AUGGUUGACGAGAAUGCGGACAACAGUGGACAAGAGUCCACCUUAAUGUAUCAUUAUCUCAGCGACAGGAAUUCCGGCGAGGAUGGCAGGGCAGCUUCUGGAAGGACUGCAAGCCAAGAAUAUUGCUCGACGCUAAGAAGGACGAAGAGUACGUCACAAAUCACUGAGAAAACAGAGAAUGGAGAAGAAUGCCAGGCACAAGUCUUGGACACGCCAGACAAGUGGUGUAUCUAUAAGGUUCCCAGCAAACUCCGCAAAGUAAAUGAAGCAGCAUACACUCCUCAAUUACUAUCAAUAGGCCCUUUCCACCAUGGCAAACCAGAACUGAACAGCAUGGAGAUCCAUAAAAGGAUAUAUUAUAAGAAGUUUCUUGAACGUUGUAAGAAGAUUGAGGAUGAACGUUGUAAGAAGAGUGAGGAUAAAUUAAAGAAAUUUAGUGAGGAUGAAUUAAAGAAAUUUAUCGACGCUAAAAAAAAAGAAGUUCUUAGUUGUUACGCAGGGACCAUUAAGCUUUCCAUAAUCUCUGCAGACAUAAUUGCGGUUGAUGCCUGCUUCAUCAUCGAGCUCCUUUUAAGGAACUACGAAACAAAAAAUCAUGAAAAUGAUUACAUAUUGAGUUCACCAUGGCUGAGGAAAGCUGUAGAGCAGGACUUGAUACUGAUUGAAAAUCAGCUUCCUUAUUUUCUUCUUCAAGAACUAUAUCAGAAAUUUGCUGUGCCUUGCUGCUGCCGGAUUCCUUCCAAUGAUCAUUCCAUACAGAUUGACAAAGCCACACCUGCUGAUCAUGAACCUACCCUGCUUAAGCUUAGCUUUGAGUUCUUCAAAGAUUAUAAUGAGGGGAAGUUGGAAGCCGUCGAGAAUGGAGUGCCUCAACUGCAACAUUUCACCGAUUUGGUUAGGCAUUUUCUAUGUCCUAAGCCUAACAAAAAAAAGGAAUUGCGUUGUAAACAUGGUGUCAAAAAUAUAUAUGCUGCACAGAAGCUGAGGGCAUCAGGGGUGAAGUUUACGCCACUUAAAGAGGGACCCUUGAUCAUAGAGACAGAUGAGACAGAUAAGGCCAUAGAGACAGAUAAGCCUGAGGACACUAAAUAUAAGCUCACCUUAGCAUGUUUUAGUAAUCUGGACUUGAAGCUUACGCCAUUUAAGUUCAAGGAUGAGACAGAAUGGCUGGUGGACACUGUGGAUGAUGUGGAUUUGCUGGUUGAGAACGAAGUUAUUACUAACAUGCUAGGCAGCAACAAAGCAGUGGCGAAGCUGGUUAAUAAACUUUGCCAGCAGAUCAACGACGAUAAAUUCUGCUAUUCUGAUAUCGGUCGACAGCUUAAAGAACACUAUGAAAAUACUUGGAACCGUUAUGUGGCAACCCUGAAACGAGUUUACUUCAAGGAUCUCUGGACGAGCAGUUCAACUGUACUUGGAGUUUUCGUCCUGCUUUUCUCAGUCAGUGGAACCAUUAAGUAUCUCAUGUCGUAA
Prunus armeniaca (apricot) is the source of this 1473-nucleotide messenger RNA. The record is from the annotation of a GenBank genome assembly. NCBI's taxonomy places the organism in Eukaryota, Viridiplantae, Streptophyta, Magnoliopsida, Rosales, Rosaceae.